Molecule: messenger RNA, 1070 nt
Organism: Spirometra erinaceieuropaei
Lineage: Eukaryota; Metazoa; Platyhelminthes; Cestoda; Diphyllobothriidea; Diphyllobothriidae
Source: the annotation of a GenBank genome assembly
AUGCUGCAUCAGCUCCACGGUGGCAUGAAGGCGCGAGUCCCAGACAAUGGAACCUGUCAGGAGAUGUCAAGGUAAACGACCCAAAGUUAAGCUGAAUAUUGAGUUGUUGUCCUUGCCUGCUCACCAUCUACAUACUAGCAAGGAGCUAGCUCAGCGACUAGACUACCCAAAGGUCGCCCCGCCGCCGCUGCCGCUGUCGACUGCGGGAUACAAACCAGGCGACAGCCCUGACCGUCUGUGGUCGCGCCCGUCGCCAGCACCAGAACUGUUUCGACGACAACGACGCCGACAUCAGCAAUCUGCUCGGCGAAAAGAACCGCCUACACAAAGCCUACGUAGACCACUCCACUGAUACCAACAGAGCUGUUAUCUACCGCAGUCGCCGCCAACUUCAGCAACGACUGCGCGAGAUGCAGGACGCCUGGACUGCUCGCAAAGCUGAGGAUAACCAAGGGUACGCGGACCGCAACGAGUGGAAUACUUUCUUCUCCGCAAUCAAAGCUGUCUACGGUCCGCCGACCAAAGGCACCGCUCCUCUCCUCAGCGCCGAUGCGAGUACCCUCCUGACCGAGAAGACACCAAUUCUACAACGAUGGGCCGAACACUUCCAAUGCGUCCUCAACCGUCCCUCCACCAUCUCCGACACCUCUAUCGCCAGCCUGCCCGUAGUGGAGACCAACGCGGACCUCGACCUCCCACCCUUUCCCCAGGAGACCAUCAGGGCCAUGCAGCAGGUCUCCAGCGGGAAGGCUCCUGCCUCCCACGCGAUCCUCGCUGAGAGCUACAAGCACGGUGACCGCCAGCACAUCGACAAUCUGACUGUGCUCUUCCGGCAGAUGGGGCGUCAUUGUGAAGUCCCAGAGGGUUUCAAGCACGCCAAAAUCGUACAACUCUACAUGCGGAAAGGAAACCGCCAGCUCUGCGACAACCACCCAGACAUCUCGCUGCUGAACAUGGCCGGAAAAAUCUUUUCUCGCAUCCUCCUCAACCGUCUGAACAUCCACCUAGGGGAGGCCUCCUCCCGCAAAGCCAAUGCCGCUUUGGCCGUCAACGCGUGGCCACGGACAUGA